CGCCGCAGCCAUGGAGGGAGGCGGCGGUAGCGGCGGCGGAGGCUCGGGCAGCUGCGCCGGGAGGCGACGGUGAGCGGCUCCCACGCCCCUGGACCGGCCCCGGCCCCCCGGGACGGAGCGCUGAGCAGCCCCGGCUCCGGGCUACGGACUAUGGGCGAGCAGCGCUGAGCACCGGGGGAAGAGCUGAGAAUGAAGCGGAGAGCAUCAGACAGAGGAGCUGGGGAAACGUCGGCCAGGGCGAAGGCUCUAGGAAGUGGGAUUUCUGGAAAUAAUGCAAAGAGAGCUGGACCAUUCAUCCUGGGUCCCCGUCUGGGCAACUCACCAGUGCCAAGCAUCGUGCAGUGUUUGGCGAGGAAAGAUGGCACGGAUGACUUCUAUCAGCUGAAGAUCCUUACACUUGAGGAGAGGGGCGACCAAGGAAUAGAAAGCCAAGAGGAGAGGCAAGGCAAGAUGCUGUUGCACACCGAGUACUCCCUGCUCUCCCUCCUCCACACGCAGGAUGGGGUGGUUCACCACCACGGGCUCUUCCAGGACCGCACCUGUGAAAUCGUGGAGGACGCGGAAUCCGGCCGGACGGCCAAGAGAGUGAAGAAGCGCGUCUGCCUCGUCCUCGACUGCCUCUGCGCGCACGACUUCAGCGACAGGACCGCUGACCUGAUCAACCUGCAGCACUACGUCAUCAAGGAGAAGAGGCUCGGCGAGCGGGAGACCGUGCUCAUCUUCUACGACGUGGUUCGCGUGGUGGAGGCCCUGCACCAGAAAAACAUUGUGCACAGAGACCUGAAGCUUGGGAACAUGGUGCUUAAUAAGAGGACUCAUCGGAUAACCAUCACCAACUUCUGCCUCGGGAAGCAUCUCGUGAGCGAGGGGGACCUGCUGAAGGACCAGAGGGGGAGCCCCGCCUACAUCAGUCCAGACGUGCUCAGCGGCCGGCCGUACCGGGGCAAGCCGAGCGACAUGUGGGCCCUGGGCGUGGUGCUCUUCACCAUGCUGUACGGCCAGUUCCCCUUCUACGACAGCAUCCCGCAGGAGCUCUUCCGCAAGAUCAAGGCCGCCGAGUACACCAUCCCCGAGGACGGACGGGUUUCUGAGAACACCGUGUGUCUCAUCCGGAAACUGCUGGUCCUCGACCCCCAGCAGCGCCUGGCUGCUGCCGACGUCCUAGAGGCCCUCAGUGCCAUUAUUGCGUCGUGGCAGUCCCUGUCCUCUCUGAGCGGGCCUUUGCAGGUGGUUCCUGACAUCGAUGACCAAAUGAGCAAUGCAGACAGCUCCCAGGAGGCGAAGGUGACAGAGGAGUGCUCCCAGUACGAGUUUGAGAACUACAUGCGGCAGCAGCUGCUGCUGGCCGAGGAGAAGAGCUCCGUGCACGAGGCCCGCAGCUGGGGGCCCAGGCGGCAGCUGGGCAGCGCGCCGCCCGUGCGACGGCUGGGCCACGACGCGCAGCCCGUGAACCCCUUGGACGCAGCCAUCCUGGCGCAGCGCUACCUGCGGAAAUAGCAGCCUCGGGCAGGGGCACCGGCACCACCCACCACCUCUUCCCGGCCCCAGGCUGGGCCCGCUGGGCCCCGUAGUGCUGAACUCUCUCCCGGGCCGCACCGGGGACGGGGCAGGGACAGCCCAAGUCACACAUGGGGUCAGCAGAGGUACCACGAAGCUACCUUUUGGAAUGAUUGCUUGAUUGUUUGGUUUUUUAAUCUGAGAAGCCUAGAUAACUAA
This is a messenger RNA of Lipotes vexillifer (Yangtze River dolphin), 1716 nucleotides long. It is a transcript of the gene STK40, whose product is annotated as serine/threonine kinase 40. The transcript is spliced from 11 exons. The record is from RefSeq and is a predicted model, not a curated record. Gene Ontology annotation, biological process: protein phosphorylation. Gene Ontology annotation, molecular function: ATP binding; protein kinase activity. NCBI's taxonomy places the organism in Eukaryota, Metazoa, Chordata, Mammalia, Artiodactyla, Lipotidae. The coding region runs from base 190 to 1497 and encodes 435 amino acids.